Salvia miltiorrhiza (redroot sage) is the source of this 1914-nucleotide messenger RNA. Its product is annotated as cytochrome P450 78A9-like. The coding region runs from base 87 to 1688 and encodes 533 amino acids. The record is from RefSeq and is a predicted model, not a curated record. The transcript is spliced from 2 exons. Gene Ontology annotation, molecular function: heme binding; monooxygenase activity; iron ion binding. Lineage: Eukaryota; Viridiplantae; Streptophyta; Magnoliopsida; Lamiales; Lamiaceae.
CAAACUUUCCUCCAUAUAUACAUACCCCUCUCUCUCUCUCUCUCUCUCUCUCUCUCUCCCUCACACACACACACACCAAAUAUAACAUGAUGAAACCACACGUCGAUAACCUUUGGCUCAUCGCUCUCUCUUCGAAAUGCAAAUGGAUUUCUCCUUCAAACGCCAUAAUCUUAGCAUUUGUCUUCUUUCUUUCAUGGCUAAUCCUCAACUUGAUCUUCUGGGCUCACCCGGGCGGCCCCGCUUGGGGCCGCCUGAGAUGGACGAGGCUGUCCCCUCGGGCGAGGGUCAUCCCUGGCCCGAGAGGGGUCCCGGUCGUGGGGAGCAUGGGCCUCAUGGCCGGCUUGGCUCACCGCAGAUUGGCCUCGGCGGCUGAAUCCUGCGGCGCCAAGCGCCUCAUGGCCUUCAGCCUCGGGCAGACACGCGCCGUGGUCACGUGCGACCCGGACGUGGCCCGAGACAUCCUGAACGGGUCGGCUUUCGUGGACCGGCCGGCUAAGGAGUCGGCCUACGAGCUCAUGUUCGGCCGGUCCAUGGGGUUCGCCCCCUACGGUGUUUACUGGACCACGCUUCGCAGAAUCGCCUCCGCUCACCUCUUCUGCCCCAAGCAGCUCAAGGCUUCCGCGCAGCAUCGGCUUGAGAUAGCUAAUCAGGUGGCGGCGAUUCUGGAAUGUUCUGGAAGAGACGGCGGCGGCGGCGGCGGCGGUUGUGAUAUCCGCGUGAGGGAUGUGUUGAAGCUGGCCUCGCUCAACAACAUGAUGUACUCAGUGUUUGGGCGGCGCUACGUGCUUGAUCCUAACAACUCAGAGACGGCGGAGCUGAGAGAUUUGGUGGAGGAAGGAUACCAUUUGCUCGGCCAGCUCAACUGGUCCGAUCACUUCUCCUUCUUAGCGGAUUUCGACGUACAAAAUAUCCGGUCCCGGUGCGCCCGUAUGGUGCCCCGGGUGAACCGGAUUGUCGGCGGGAUUAUGGCCGAGCACAAGGACCGAACCGAUGGUCGUGAUUUCGUGGACGUCUUGCAGUCCCUUCAGGGCCCAGACAGACUUUCAGAAUCCGACAUGAUCUCGCUUCUGUGGGAGAUGAUAUUUAGAGGGACGGACACGGUGGCGGUGCUGAUGGAGUGGAUACUGGCGAGGCUCGUGCUGCACCGCGACGUUCAGUCGCGCGUGCAGCACGAGCUGGACGGGGUGGUGGGGAGGUCACGGGCGGUGACGGAGUCGGAUUUGGCGGAGCUCGGGUACUUGACGGCGGUGGUGAAGGAAGUUCUGAGGCUGCACCCGCCGGGGCCGCUGCUGUCGUGGUCGCGGUUGUCGAUCAGGGAUACGACGGUUGGCGGGCACCGCGUGCCCGCCGGAACCACCGCGAUGGUUAAUAUGUGGGCGAUCGCGAGGGAUCCGGAUUACUGGCCCGACCCGCUGAGCUUCAAGCCCGAGAGGUUCCUCGCGGGCGGGCCGGAGAUUACGGAUUUGAGGCUGGCGCCUUUCGGGUCGGGUCGGAGGUCGUGCCCGGGUAAAGGGAUGGGUAUGACCGCGGUCAGCUUUUGGGUGGCGAGGCUUUUGCAUGAGUUUGAAUUUGCGGCGGCGGCGGCGGCUGGCGGCGUGGACCUGUCAGAGGAGCUGAGGCUCUCCUGUGAAAUGAAGCAGCCGCUAAUGGUGAGGGUGCGGCGCAGGAUAGACUCCUUUGCGCACUAAUUCAUCACCUUCGUCUGCGUAAAAGUUUGAGGAAAGGGAUAAGACAAAAGCAAUGGAGAAUAUAUAUAUAUAUAUAUAUAAAUAUAUAAAUAUAAAUAUAUUAAUGUAUGUAUCUAUAAAUAUUUGAAUGUGGCUUGCACCUACUUACGUCAGUCCGUUUCAUGUAACUUUUCUCCCCUAUUUUCAAUUUUAAUUUAACAAUUUCGGAGUAGGAAUUCCUAUUUUA